AAUGAAUAGUAUUAGUUUCUACUGGAUAAACAAAAGUAUAUGGAUUUCCACAGAAUUUUCACAUUGCUUUGGAUAGCUGGGAAUUGGGCACAGCAACCACCAUUUAGUUUGGGACUCUUUCAAAAGAACAUAUCAAAUAUUCUAUUUGGUACUGUUGUGUUAGUUGUAAAAGAGAAAACUACCAGCUUUUCAGUCUAGUAUUAAUUCUUCCCCAAAGCUGAGGCAUUACCUUUGUACCCUUCCUGCUUUCAUUAAAUAUGUGACAAUUCCUAGAAAAUAGGCUUCCUUACGACUAAAGCAGAGCACGGUCCCAUCUCUCUUUUUAGAAGGGUGUGAUGCCAUCUCAUUUCAACUACCGUGAUAACAUAACUUACUUUUCCAACCAAAGGUUACACAAAUCCCAGUUCUUUGUCCUCUAAUAUAAAGAUGUGAUAACUUGAUCAUAUUGCCACUGCCAAUAUCAAUUUAACAAACACCCAAAUCAGGAUGCUAAAAUAGCUACACUAAAGAGAACAGGAAUCAAAGAGACUUGUGGCCCUUACCACCGCAAGGGCCUAAUACAUUGUGUAUCUACUGACUGUCCCGUAUGAUUUCCUAGGUCUCUCUGAACUCUACGUUUAUGGAAAUCUAUUCCGAGAGCUUUCAACUAAGGUAAUCUCUCGAGAUAAAAACGUCGGGACUACGGAGGAUCAAGAUGAUCUAGUCUUGCAUUCCAUAAAAACAAAUUUAUAAAUUUUCCAAGGCUGUAGUCUACUUCUUUCACGCCAAAGAGCCAUCAGCUUCCCGCUGGGAGUUAGGAAAUCGCUGGUCAGAGAAACCUGGCGCGGCUCUGGGAAGGCUCCACGUUCCUAUGGCAACCUCGGUCGCCAGGCAGCUUCCUCGCUGCCUCCGCCUGACGUCACGUCCGGUGUUACCUGUGGCGUUCCUGGGAGCCGUAAACAAGGUGCGCAGCAUCUCGAGAGCUGUCGGGAUGCAGCAGAGCGGAGCCGCUGGAGCCCGUGGCUGCGCGCUCUGCCCGCUGCUGGGCGUCCUGCUCUUCCAGAGUGUUUAUAUCGUCCUUUCCUUGGAGAUUAAUGCAGAUGCCCAUGUCCGAGCCUACGUUGGAGAAAAGAUCAAGUUGAAGUGUACCUUCAAGUCAACUUCAGCUGUCUCUGACAAGCUUACCAUAGACUGGACAUAUCGCCCUGCCAGCAGCAGUCGCACAGAAUCAGUUUUUCAUUAUCAGUCUUUCCAGUACCCAACCACAGCAGGCACAUUUCGGGAUCGGAUUUCCUGGGUUGGAAAUGUGUACAAAGGGGACGCAUCUAUAAGCAUAAGCAGCCCUACCAUAAAGGACAAUGGGACAUUCAGCUGUGCUGUGAAGAACCCCCCAGAUGUACACCAUAAUAUUCCCAUGACAGAGCUGACAGUCACAGAAAGGGGUUUUGGCACCAUGCUCUCCUCUGCGGCCAUCCUUUCCAUCCUCGUCUUUGUGCCCUCAGCAGUGGUGGUGGUUCUGCUGCUGGUGAGAAUGGGACAGAAGGCUGCCAGGCUGACGAAGAGGAGCAAGUCUGGCUAUAAGAAGUCCUCUAUCGAGGUUUCAGAUGACACUGACCAGGAGGAGGAGGAUGCCUGUAUGACGAAGCUCUGUGUCCGUUGUGCUGAGUGCUUGGAUUCAGACUACGAAGAGACAUAUUGAUGAAAGUCUGCAUGAUAUAAGAAGAAUCACAGAGUUACAGAUAACAACCCGUUCCACUGGCAGCUAAAGCCUCGCAGAAAAGUGAAGCUGGCCUGGACAGCCUGGAAGAUCUGGAGGUCAUCAGUAAAGACUUUAGGAACCAUUUUCUUUUUUUUUUAGAUAGGGCUAGAGUGCAGUGACAUCAUUGUAGCUCAUGGUCUCACUGCGACCUCAAACUCCUGGGCUCAAGUGAUCCUUCUGCGUCAGCCUCCUGAGUAACUGGGACUACUGGCCUGUUCCAGCGUGCCUAGCUAAUGUUUGAAUUUUUUGUAGAGACAUGAUCUUGUUCAGGCUGGUCUCAAACUCCUGGCUUCAAGUGAUCCUUCUGCCUUGCCCACCCAAAGUGAUUACAGACAUGAGCCACUGCACCCUACAGGAAGCAUUUAUUUAUUGAAGAAAUGUUCUUGUAUUUAUAAGCUGCUCAAAAACUCUCAGAAGAGACUCAUGACUUCCCCUUUUAAUAAGUUAUGUUCUGACUGAAUGAAGAUAUUCUUUUCCUGAGAAAAGAGAUACUUUUGUGUUCUCCUUUGCUCUUGAAUGUAUUACAUGUUUUCUUCCAAUUAUUUGAAGGAGAGUUCUAAAUGUUUGCCACAGUACUAAUGCCAAAAUAAUUUUUAAGUGAAGUGGAGCUUGUAGCUUCCUGGUGUGCUACCAGACAAAAUGUUUGUUUGGGGCAGAUGUUCUUUGUUUUUGCUUCAUGCACAUUUUUAGUUGUGAGUUAGUAUAAAACAUAUACUCAUUGGUUUAGUGGUCUCAUCCUCAAUUGUAUUGUAUUUCAAUGACUUGUAAUGUAUAACCUUAAUUUCUUUAGAGUUGAUAGAAUCAGGAGUCAUUGAUUUGCUUUGACUGGUUUUUUAAAGCAUUAAAGUGCCAUCAAUUUACAUUUAAGGAAAGGAAAGGUGAGGUAGAAGAAUUCUUUUCUCUUGUCUUAUAUUACAUGCAAUUUGGGCCAAGGAAUCUUGGUUAUUUUACUUUCUUAUAGUUGAAAAAUUUGUGGUUUCCUUUUUCACUUUUCAGGUUAGAGGCAAGAAAAAUUCUUCAAAAAGUUUUGAGUGGGGACUUAUAGAAUACUUCAGCAGUUAUUUUCAAUUUAAUCAUCUCUUUAGUUCUUCAAAACAUUUUUUGUUUCUAAAAUGUACCCAAGUAUGAGUAAACUAUGGUAUAUGCAAGCUGAUUUUACAUAAUAUUUGAGAUGAAGAAGUAAGGUUGUGCAUAAGCUAUACUUCUCCCUGUGUUCUCUCAAUACCCUAUAAUAGGUUCCUUCAUUCUGCCAUAUCAAUCUAUUUCAAAUUUUAAUUUCUAUUACAUUUUCUAUAAGCCACUAACACAUAUGUAUGAUGGAAGGAAGAAUUAACAGUGUCUAUUUAAGUAGUCCUCUGUAACAGUGACAGGGUUCAUGUCUCAAUUAUAAGAGACAAAAAUUAUACCCCCUCUCCCAUCUUAAUUUUUUUAACAGGCUGGUCUCUUUUUAUGAUUUUUCAUUAGGUGACUCAAGAGGUUUCCAUAUGACAACAUUAUAGACUAUGUUAUUUUUUAAGAAUCACCUUCCUUUCUAUGUUUUGCCAAGAUCCAAUUUUUAAAAUUUAGGUUGUUAGAUCCAUCUCAUAGGUUUGACUUGGCCUCUUGGCUAACCUAGUCCACAGAUUAGAGAAUCUAGUUAGUAGUUAGACAUUAUGAUCUACUAUCGAAUAAGGAAACAAAAGAGACAAAGGCAGGGUUGGCAGUGUACCCGGCCAGCGGUUAAACCUCACAGUUCUUCAGGCCCCUUGUUAAGUAUGUGGCCAACCUCACCUCACCGCUUUUGAUACCUAAACAGAAGGAAACAAUUUCAGCUAUAAUAGUAAAUAAUUUGGGCUCUCAGAGAUUUGAAAAUAGAGAAUCUAAUCAGGAGAAGUUUUUUUUUUUUUUUUUUUUGCGGGUCCUUAUUUCUCUGAGAAACAGAUAUUAUGGGAACCCACUGAAAGCCACAUCCCAUUAAAGAGGGCACCAGUUUGGCUAGGCCUGCUAGUGAUUUCCUCGCAGGUGUGUUGUGAGGGUCAAUGUGGUAGAGUAGUUUGUCGUUUUAGGGAAAUGGUGCUCUGUGAAUACUCAGCCAUGCUAUCUUGUAGCCUUAGUCAUGAUUUGAGCCCGUCCGUUCCUUCUGAAAUGAGGACGAGUCCUUCAUGAUAAGCGGAGUAAGUUGAGAAGAUGGUUUGUUCCAUAGGUUCAUGGUCACGUCCCAGGCAUGGACUGAUCGCAUCUCCUUCUUCAGCCCAUAUGUUGAGGUCUGGGCUGCAGUUUUUUCUUCAAAGGAGUCCAAAGUGGUGCAUGGACACCUGCUUUCUUAAAUUACGGAAGGAAGAUCAAGUGGUUAUUUGUUUCUUUGUUUAACCUGCUAUUUUAAUAUCUUCUAGGGUGCUAUUCUCCCUCUUUUCGCUACUCCAUGGGCUCUUGUUAUAUCACAUGGAGAUUAGCUUUGUCUAGAAAGAGAACUUAAUUCAGAAGGCGUUAAAAGCCUUUCAGAAUUUUUCUUUGGUUGCUGAGGUCUUUACUUUUGGCUACAUUACCUUGUGAGUUUUAUGCAUCCUUGAUUCUGUUACAAAAUGUGAGCUUCUUGUGUGCUUUGUUUCCCAUAAGACCUGUUACUUUAGGCUACCUGCGGGGAACAUCUUAGUCCUCUGAAGCUUCUGAAGUGGACACAUGUUCAAGAGGGAAGAGGAAUUAAAAAAAAAAAAAUUGUUUUAAGAAAACAGUUCUGGAUGCCAAAUCCUGAAGAUAAAUGUUCUGUGGUAUCACUGAGUUAUGGAUCUGAAGGAAAGCUGUAUGAAGACCCUUAAGAAGGAGAGGGGGAGCAGGCUUGUUACUUAACUGUACAACUCAAAACUUCGCUGCCAAUAGAGGCAGCUCCAUUCCUUUGACUCCAGUGUUGGACUCUAACUGCUGUGCUGCCUUUUUUUUUUUUUUUUUGUAGAAGGGUAUACACUCUUGGGCCAUGUACACAGACACUGUAACUCUUAUAUCUUUAGUAUACAUCUUGGUUAAUAAACUUUUUUGCAUC
Messenger RNA from Nycticebus coucang (slow loris), 4754 nucleotides. RefSeq names its product myelin protein zero like 3 (gene MPZL3). Gene Ontology annotation, cellular component: membrane. NCBI's taxonomy places the organism in Eukaryota, Metazoa, Chordata, Mammalia, Primates, Lorisidae. The record is from RefSeq and is a predicted model, not a curated record. The coding region runs from base 851 to 1678 and encodes 275 amino acids. The transcript is spliced from 6 exons.